Cucumis melo (muskmelon) is the source of this 1658-nucleotide messenger RNA. Its product is annotated as hydroxyproline O-arabinosyltransferase RDN2-like. Bases 290 to 1393 code for a protein of 367 amino acids. NCBI's taxonomy places the organism in Eukaryota, Viridiplantae, Streptophyta, Magnoliopsida, Cucurbitales, Cucurbitaceae. The transcript has 10 exons. The record is from RefSeq and is a predicted model, not a curated record. Gene Ontology annotation, molecular function: glycosyltransferase activity.
UAUGAAAUUAAAUUAAAUACACAAAAAGGCAAAACUAAUCAACGUUAACGAAGACUGUCCGCACGGUACGCACAAGACUCGAUUUUUUUUUUCCAGAUCUCUCUGUUUGUUCUCGAUUCCAACACGACACCCAUUUCUUCUUCCCCGACUCCCUCAUGUUCUUCAAGUGAAAUGAACUUCUGUGGCAAUCGAACUCUUCUUCUCAAGUUGAAUACUGUAAAAGAGUUCAGGAAACUCAUCCUAUAAUGAAUUCUGAAAGUCCUUGAUUUGGAUCUCAAAAAUAGCUACUAUGAUUGGGAGGAAGAACACUGGACAGGCUUCCCCACUAUUUCUGGUCCUCCUGGCUCUUACCUUCUGCUUUGUAACUUAUAAUUUGGUGACGGCUAUUAUUCAGUAUGGAUCUGUGGGAAGGGAAGUUGGACAUGACUCAUAUAAUCAUUUAUCUACUGAUCCCAUCAUUGAAAUGCCGGAGAAGGUGAAAAGAAAGAAGACAAAGUCACCUUUCCAUGUUGCUUUGACAGCGACUGACGCUCCUUACAGCAAAUGGCAGUGUCGAAUUAUGUAUUACUGGUACAAGAAGAUAAAAAAUUUGCCUCAAUCUGAGAUGGGAGGGUUCACUCGUAUUUUACAUUCGGGAAAACCAGAUAACUUAAUGGAUGAGAUUCCUACUAUGGUGGUGGAUCCUCUUCCUGCUGGUAUGGACCGGGGCUACAUUGUCUUGAACAGACCGUGGGCAUUUGUGCAGUGGCUGGAAAAGGCAACAAUAGAGGAAGAAUAUAUACUAAUGGCAGAACCAGAUCAUAUAUUUGUUAAUCCGCUUCCUAAUUUAUCUGAUGGAGGUUAUCCAGCUGCCUUUCCAUUUUUCUACAUCAAACCAGAUCAAAAUCAAAAAAUUCUGAGAAAGUUUUUCCCCGAGGAAUAUGGCCCCGUAAAUAAUAUUGAUCCAAUUGGCAACUCCCCUGUAAUUAUUAGGAAGGAUUUGAUUGAAAAAAUUGCUCCUACCUGGAUGAAUAUUUCAUUGAAGAUGAAAGAGGAUCCAGAGGCAGAUAAAGUUUUUGGAUGGGUGCUAGAAAUGUAUGCUUAUGCAGUUGCUUCUGCUUUGCACGGUGUGCAACAUGUUCUUCGGAAAGAUUUUAUGUUGCAGCCACCAUGGGACUUGGCCAUUGGUAGAAAGUUCAUUAUACAUUAUACUUAUGGAUGUGACUACAACUUAAAGGGGGAAUUGACAUAUGGUAAGAUUGGUGAGUGGCGAUUUGACAAGAGGUCACAUUUACGUGGACCUCCCCCGAAAAACAUACCUUUACCCCCUCCGGGAGUUCCUGAAAGCGUGGUAACCUUGGUGAAGAUGGUGAAUGAAGCAACUGCAAAUCUUCCAAAUUGGGAGGCAACAUAGUUAGUUUAUAGAAUAAAUGAUGUCAUAUUUGAUGUGUUUGAAAAGUCCUGUUCUCUAUUAAUAUCACACCUCACAAAUUUCAGUAUACACAAACCCUAGCUUGGUUUUGAACCUCUCUCUCUCUUUCUUUCUUUCUUUCUUUCUUUCUUUUUUUAAUUUUAAUUUUUGGGACUUUAGAGAGGGGGAAUAGUAAAAAGAAAAGGCUUUGGGAGUAAUUUUAGAGUUGCUUGAGCAUGAUUUUGUUAUACAAACCAAUUUUGAAUCA